AUGGUUAGAUUUACAAAUGCCGCUUCACCCUAUAGCUAUCCCUAUAGUAUCGGCAAUCUAUCUCUCAAGCAUCUUGUUGAGAGUGAUACCUGGGAUUUCACAUUCGAGCUGACUGCAAGAAAUCCUUGGGGUGAAGCCCUGGGAUCCACCACCUGUCAUACUACCUGGAUGAAUGGAGGAGUCGAUGUGCCACCCCAAGCCCCAGUAGCAUGUGACGAUACCCUUUACCACUUUUUCCUUUCCACUGAUGCUCCUGAUGUCGAGAAUUAUGACUUAGCUAUCGAGGGUCCUAUGGGCACCGGUGCAAUUACUCUCGCAUCAGGAAACAAGUACCGCUGCGGCGCUUACACUGAUCCUAUUGAUAACGUUGACGAGGAGUGCAAAACAGUCAACGGUGGAGAAUUCUAUGUCAAGGUCUGA
Penicillium manginii is the source of this 420-nucleotide messenger RNA. RefSeq lists its product as uncharacterized. The record is from RefSeq and is a predicted model, not a curated record. Bases 1 to 420 code for a protein of 139 amino acids. The transcript is spliced from 2 exons. Lineage: Eukaryota; Fungi; Ascomycota; Eurotiomycetes; Eurotiales; Aspergillaceae.